AUGGCCUACCACCACCUCCUCGUCGUCUCGCCGCCGGCGCAGCCGCCGCCGCCGCCGCGGCGCCUCUCACUACUCUCCCGCUCGCCGCGGGGGGCCGUCACAGCCGCUGCCUCGCCCGACGCCGCCCGCUCCUCGUCGGUGGUGGCAUCGUCGGCGGCCACGCGAAGGAGGGCCGUGCUCCUGGUCGGGAUCUCCGUGCUCCCGCUCCUGCGCCUCCGUGACGCGGCGACCUCCGCAGCGCAGCCCUCAGCGGUCGAUCUCGUCACUGAUAAAAUGGACAUUCAGAUGUCUGAGGAAAUGCAGCCUGAAGAAACUAGGGCUGGACCACCUCAGCCUGAGGUGAAAAGGCCAUCUCCAGGGAAUCCACUUGCUAGUCUUCUGAAUACAAUUGCAGUUAUUGCUUCUGGGCUUCUGGCUGGGCUUCUUGGUACUACUCAACGUGAAAAGAAGGCCUUGCAGUCAGCCAUCUCAUCUAUGGAGAUCAAAUUGGCUGAAGAUGAGGCAGCGAUGUCUUUGCUUAGAGAGAACUAUGAGAAAAGGCUAUUGGACGAACAAGUGGCACAGAAGAAACAAGCUAGGAUGUUCCAGGACGAGGAAGCUUCUCUUGAUCGAUUGGCCUCAACUAAGAGAACUGUAAAAAAUUUAAAUGAGGAAGUUAUGAAGGAGAAGGAGCUAGUUGAACAGCUUAAACAUGAAAUACAUGAUCUUGAGAUUAGCAUUGCACAAGCAGAGGAAGACAAACAUGCGUUUGAAGAAAAUUUGAGGGACAAGUUGGAAACACUUGAUAUUUUACAUGGCAAGGUAAAUCUGCUUAGCCAAGAUGUAAAUGACAAGGAGGAAAACAUUACAGAACUCAGUUCAUCACUUUCAACCAAGGAAGGAGACUACCAGAGCCUGCACUUGAUGUUUAAUCAGACUAAAGAGAGCCUGGAACAUGCAAAUUCUAGAAUGGAGCAACUGGAGAAGUAUGUUUAUGCAGCUAAAAAUGAUAUAAAAUCAAAGAUAUCCUCAAUUGAUUCAUUGAAUGAGGAUGUCCAAACAUUGUGCAGUGCAAAGAGUGAUGCCGAGGAAAAAAUAAGCGAGUUAAUGAAACAGUACACGGAAUUGGAAACUGCUUCUAAGAUGAGGGCCUCUCGCGAUUCUGAACUAUUGUCCAAUAAAGAUGGUCAGCUCAAUCAACUCGAAGAACGACUUUCUACUGCAUUAAGUGACUCUAGUGAAGACAGAAGUAUAAUUGCCGAGUUAAACAGUGAAUUGGAAGCUAACAGAACAAUGCUACUCAAUGAAGUUGAGACCCGGAAAAAAAUGUCGGAUCUUGUUCAGUCCACUGAAGAUGCACUUAAAGAAUCCAGAAAUGAGUUGUUCAAACUGUCCGAAGAGCUUAAUGCAGUAAAUAUAUCAAACCAUGACUUGACAACCCAGAUUUCAGAAUUCACAAAUGAGUCUAAUGAAGUGAAACAGGCUCUGACUAAGAAAGUAGAAGAAGCGGAAUCAGUUUCUAAAGCUCUUUCAGAUGAAUUGGCCUCAGUGAAGGAGAUACAUCAAAAGACACAAGAAGAUCUUGAAGUCACCUCUAAUCAAUUGGUGUCUAUUACAGAAGUGCAUGAUGAACUUAGUAAAGAAUUGCUGGAUACAUAUAAAAAGUUAGAGUCCACAACAGAUGAGCUUGUUAGAGAACGAAGGAUUAAUGCUACUUUAAAGAGGGAGCUUGAGGCAUUGGUGAAACAAUCACAGGUGGAAUCUGAAGCUAGAAGAGCUCUUCAAGCAGACUUGGAUGAGGCCACUCUUUCACUAAACGAGGUGAAUGAGAGUACAUUAUUUCUGUCUAAUAAGCUUGAUAGCACUGUUUCCAGGAUUUCUGCUAUUAAAGAAGAGAAAGAGGUUCUUUCAGCGGCUCUUUCGGAGCAAAAGAAAAGUACAGCCGAAGCUCAGAAAAAUAUGGUGGAUGCUCAGCAUCUUAUUAAAAGGCUUGGGAUGGAGAGAGAGAAUAGUGAAAUCAGGAGUACAAAGCUUGAAGAGGAAUUGGCCACAGCAAAAGGUGAGAUGUUAUAUCUGAGGAGGCAGAUUACUGCAAGUGGGUCACAGAAUACAGAUGUUUUGGAAGCAAGCCCAACACCAAAUUUCAACCAGUCUCCGGAAGAUCAUGUUCCAAAUACCAGUAGUACUGAUGCUAGGGAGUAUUUAUCUGUAUCUUGCCAGAAUCUGGUCUUAAAUACCAGAAUAGUUGGUGUCGAUUAUCCUUGA
Triticum turgidum subsp. durum (durum wheat) is the source of this 2244-nucleotide messenger RNA. The record is from the annotation of a GenBank genome assembly. NCBI's taxonomy places the organism in Eukaryota, Viridiplantae, Streptophyta, Magnoliopsida, Poales, Poaceae.